Messenger RNA from Carya illinoinensis, 1851 nucleotides. RefSeq lists its product as uncharacterized. The record is from RefSeq and is a predicted model, not a curated record. Lineage: Eukaryota; Viridiplantae; Streptophyta; Magnoliopsida; Fagales; Juglandaceae. Bases 1 to 1851 code for a protein of 616 amino acids. The transcript is spliced from 4 exons.
AUGGAGGAAGGGAAUUUGUAUGAUCUGGGCUGGAUGGGCAAUAAGUUCACCUGGAGCAACCGUCAUGAAGAUGAUUCAUUCACAAUGGAGAGACUUGAUAGAGCCAUAGCAAAUGAUGAGUGGAAAGCCCAUAUUGAGAGGUGCUCAGUCCAAAGAUGGCCUUAUCUUUUCAAGUAUGAGGCCAGUUGGAAUAUGGAGGAAGGUUGCAGUGAGAUAGUAGUUGAGGCAUGGAGUAAACAGGUGGGAUUAGGGAGUAGUCUGGAAAGGAUGAUGAGCAAAUUAGAAUUCACUCAGGGGAAGCUCAAACAGUGGAGCUGGAACCUUAAUAGGGAGAGAUUAGAAGCUGUAAGAGUGAAGACUCACCAAUUGAAUAUGUUACAAAGAUGUGCAGGGUCUGGAAAUGUAAAAGAACAAAAACAACUACAACUAGAGCUCGACCAUUUGUUAAAUCAAGAAGACACAAAGUGGAAACAAAGAGCAAAAAGGCAUUGGGUAACAGAUGAGAUGAAAAUUAAGCUGGAAAGGAGCUUCAUUGCUAAGGAGAUAGGGAUGGCUUUAAAGCAAAUGUCCCCCUUCAAAUCACCUGGUCCCGAUGGUUAUAGUGCAGGAUUCUAUCAAGAACAUUGGAAGAUUGUGGGGCAGGAUGUGUCUGUAGCUCUUUUGGAGUUUUUAAACUCUGAAAAGAUGCCAUGGGAUUUGAACCACACUCACAUUGUGUUAAUCCCCAAGGUAAACUCCCCUACUUCUAUCCAUGAUUUUAGACCUAUUUCAUUGUGCAACGUUGCCUACAAGCUAAUCUCCAAAGUUUUAACAAAUAGAAUGAUAGGUGUUUUGAAGAAGGUGGUCUCUUGGAACCAGAGUGCUUUCCUCCCUAAUAGAUUCAUAACAGAUAACAUAAUGGUAGCCUACGAGCUUCUUCACACCAUGCAUUCAAAGAAGAAAGGAAGGGAGGGAUCAAUGACCAUUAAGCUAGAUAUUUCAAAAGCUUACGAUAGGGUUGAGUGGAAUUUCUUAGAGGUUAUAUUGAUUAAGAUGAGAUUCGGUAUGAAAUGGACUAAACUAUUGAUGGUCUGUGUUAGAACAGUAACUUAUUCCACCAUUAUAAAUGGGGUUCUAGGAGAGACAAUCACCCUUACAAGAGGGCUGAGACAAGCUGAUCCCUUAUCACCUUAUCUGUUCUUGCUAUGUGCUGAAGCCCUCGGUUUCCUAUUAGCUAGUGCUAAACAAAGAAGCCUCAUUGAGGGGAUAACAGUGUCAAGGGGUGGCCUAAGAAUAAGCCACCUACUUUUUGCUGACUACUGUGUAAUUUUUUGUAGAGCAAAGAUGGUUGAGUGGUACCAAAUCAAGGUUUUACUGUCAAUUUAUGAGGAAGCUUUAGGUCAAACCUUGAAUAAAGAAAAGACAAGUGUGUUCUUUAGCUCAAAUACAAAGAUGGAAGCAAAGGAAUUCAUCUUGCAGCAGGAAAAUCUAGUGAAGGCCAUUUUCAAUGAAGAGGAAGCAAAACUUAUAUGCUCAAUUCCAAUUAGCAAGAGAGGGGCAAGAGAUAAAAGGAUUUGGGCAGGGUCUAAAAAAGGCAUCUUCUCAGUUAAAAGUGUCUAUUUCAUAGAUACAAAACUGUCAAGCAGAAGUAUGGGCGAAUCUUCUCCAGGAGGGUGGAAUAAAAGGAUAUGGAAGGAACUCUGGCAACUAGAAGUCUCGGGCAAGGUUAGAAUGUUCAUAUGGAGAAGCCUUUCUAAUAUUCUUCCAGCAAAAGACAGACUAUACAGAAGGAAAAUUGUGGAUAGCAACCUUUGUCCAAUUGUACAAGAGAGGCUAAAACCUCAUUGCAUACCCUUUGGGCCUGUCCAGUAG